GACGCAGGCCAGUACUCCUCACCUACCUGCAUGCGGGUCUUCUCUUCGUUCGCUGCGCUUCUCGCCCUGGCUGUUGCCGCCACCGCCCAUGAGAGCGUCAUUUCGCUCCGGGGCCUUCAAGUCAGCAACGUGACGACGACGACAGUGCCAGUGACGACGACCGUGACGCCGCCGCCAACGCCGACGCCGAUGGAAACGACGCUCGCCCCGACCACGCUACCGGUGACAACGACGCCGGCGGUGACGACGUCGGUGGCUCCGACGACCACGGUCCCGACAUCGACGCAGCCGACGCAGACGCCGCCGCCGACGCAGCCCAACCAACCGACGCAGGCGCCGCAGCCGACACAGGCCCAGGCGACGCCAGCGCCGACAUCGGAGUCGUCCUCGGGCACGGGUCCCACGCGCACGCCCAAGCCGACGACGCUGCGUCCGACGCCCGUGUCGAAUGAUUCGGGUGACUCUGGCAUUAGCUCGGGCGCCGUCAUUGGCAUCGUUGUUGGCAUCGUCUGCGGUGUCGGUGUCCUCGCCGGCCUCGUGUACAUGUGCGUCAAGAAGAAGAACGCCGACGACGACGACCUCCUCUCGCCCAACGAUUUCGGGGCCAAGGACGUCACGCCCGUGUACAACAACAACACCAAGCCCGUGACGCCGGUCCAGCCGUCGUACGCGCCGGCGACCACCGCGACGGCGACCACCGGCAACAGCUACGCCUACUCGAACGACUAUGCGGCCAACCCGUACCAGCAGCCGACGGCACCGGCGGCGAUCGCAGCGGUCGCGGCCGCGCAGCACCAGCCGUACGCCGACAUGUAUGGGCAGACGUCGCCGACAGAGUUUUACGACCGGGAGUCGGCGACCUCGAGCGAGCCGAGCAACCACAGUGGCAAGAACGCGUGGAUGCAAGCGAUGCAAAAGCCCAACUACGACUCGGACGGCGUCGACAUUGACCGCCUCGACACCAACAGCUACAACAGCGCCAAGUUUGACGACUCGGGGAGCGACGUGAGCCGCGACAGCAGCUUCUUAAGCCGCGACGAGAGCCUCGGGUCCAGCGUCGACGACUUUCCGUCGCACCGUGGCACCAAGCAAGAGCGUGGCUCGUACGAGUUGUAAAAGCACCGCCGAAUGCAGGCGGCUUUUCCCAAUUAUUUUAUCGAAUCAACUACACUACUUGUUUCCUCCUCC
Messenger RNA from Saprolegnia parasitica CBS 223.65, 1188 nucleotides. RefSeq lists its product as hypothetical. The transcript has 2 exons. The coding region runs from base 31 to 1116 and encodes 361 amino acids. NCBI's taxonomy places the organism in Eukaryota, Oomycota, Saprolegniomycetes, Saprolegniales, Saprolegniaceae. The record is from RefSeq and is a predicted model, not a curated record.